GACCAAUCACAAUUCGAAAAUCGUGUGACGCCCGAGUCGGCCUCUCGGCGACAGCGAAGACGCUUGAAACGGCGACGGCCUCGUUUUAAAGUUCCCGCAGGAAGAAGAGGGAAGGGAAGAAAGGUCCACGCUGUACUCAGGGGACUUUAAUUUACACGCUGGGAGGACUAUUAAGAAGCGGAACAUAAGGUGCCAUUCGGGAGCCCCGGUUUUUGACUGCACGAGAACGUCAGAAUAAACAGAAAAUGGCGGAGCCGGACAAACUAAACAUCGACUCCAUCAUUCAGCGUCUUUUGGAAGUCAAAGGUUCCCGUCCCGGUAAAAACGUGCAGCUGACCGAGAGCGAGAUCCGCGGCCUCUGCCUCAAGUCUCGUGAGAUCUUCCUUAGUCAGCCCAUCCUGCUGGAGCUGGAGGCCCCCCUCAAAAUCUGUGGCGACGUCCAUGGCCAGUACUACGACCUGCUGCGGCUCUUUGAGUACGGAGGCUUCCCACCUGAGAGCAACUAUCUGUUUUUGGGAGACUACGUGGACCGAGGGAAGCAGUCGCUAGAGACCAUCUGUCUGCUUCUGGCCUACAAGAUCAAGUACCCAGAGAACUUCUUCCUGCUGCGUGGCAACCACGAGUGCGCGUCCAUCAAUCGAAUCUACGGCUUUUAUGACGAGUGCAAGCGAAGGUAUAACAUUAAACUGUGGAAAACCUUCACAGACUGUUUCAACUGUUUACCAGUGGCUGCUAUUGUUGAUGAGAAGAUCUUCUGCUGCCACGGAGGUCUGUCGCCUGACCUCCAGUCCAUGGAGCAGAUCCGCCGGGUCAUGCGGCCGACAGAUGUGCCCGACCAGGGCCUGCUGUGCGACCUGCUGUGGGCCGACCCGGACAAAGACGUGCUAGGCUGGGGCGAAAAUGACCGCGGCGUCUCCUUCACGUUCGGCGCCGACGUGGUGGCCAAAUUUCUACACAAACAUGACAUGGACCUAAUAUGCAGGGCACAUCAGGUGGUGGAAGACGGCUACGAGUUCUUUGCCAAAAGGCAACUGGUGACUCUCUUCUCUGCUCCCAACUACUGUGGCGAGUUUGACAAUGCCGGCGCCAUGAUGAGCGUGGACGAAACGCUCAUGUGCUCCUUCCAGAUUCUGAAGCCAGCAGAUAAGAAGUUGUAUCCUUAUGGAGGAGGUGCAGGAAUGGGCUCUGGAAGACCAGUCACCCCGCCAAGAAAUUCCGCCAAGGCCGCUAAGGCUAAGAAAUAACACCCACUAGCUCCUCCCCGUCCCCCUUCCCUGCAAAGCCUCGCCCCUUCCCAGUCAACCCACUGCUCUUUUAUUUGGAUUUUAAUUUUGACGUCCUCCUCAUCAUGUCCAGUCUUGUUUAUUUUGUCUGCGUCACACAGACGACUUUCAUUUCAUCUUCUUCCGCCUCGUCCUCGGUUUUUUUCCUGUCACUUUCGAGGUAACCGAGCUGUUCAUCUUUUAGACUCGCUACAUUUUUUAUGCUGUUUUGGUGACGGGAUGAAGGGGGUGUGGCAUGCUAACAUGCUAUAAGGGCACAUAGCACACGCUGGGUGGAUCAGUUGAUUCACUCAAAACUUCCUCUUUAAACAGUUACGAGCCCAUUCAUGCUAUUUUGUACAUAUGUGAAAUCCACAUGUCCCCCGCCCCCCUUCUUUUAGUUCACUGAAGUUAGAAAAUAAAAACAAGCUUUUGUUUGAACGAUGCCGCCCCGCAGACCACUUUGUUUUCAGGGGGCCACAAGGCGAUGCUUGCCAUGUAGCCGAUCCCAAAUAUGUCCUGAUCAGUGACAUUAUUGUAAAAGAGGUGUUGGGCGAGGGCAGCCUCAAGGGUCUUGACGUGAGGAGUUCUAACAGGAAGUUGGUGAAUCAGGGCACCUACCCUUUGAUGUCAAGACCACUUCACUGCAGCCUGUAAAAGAUGCAACAAUUAUACAAGGCAGCGGAUGCUUAGUGGAGGUUGCCAUGACAACUUGAUCAAGUGCUCUAUGCACGAUUGACCUGUUUUUUUUGUUUGUUUUUUUGAGGGGGUGGGAAACAAGAGCCAUAGACAGAAUAGCAACAUUGUAACUUCGAAACAUUCAUCUUGUAACUAAAGUGCAAAACUCAAAUCAUGUGGCUGAAUUCUCAUCCAUGCUUGCCCCGCCCCCUUUCCUAUGCCCCUCCCCUGCCAUGCACGGAGUCAAUAAGGCAAAACAGGGUGUUGUCGCUCCUGGCGGAAACAUAUCUCUCCGCAGUAUUUCAGGGUUUCCUCAAUGCUCAUUUCUCACCGCCGUCUGUCCUUGUCUUCUGCACAGUACAACUUCCCGCGUUCGCUAACGAAAGUUUGAACUCGCAUCAGUAACCAGACACUGCAUACGUGUUCCAUUCACUGAGAUCCACUCAGGAAGCGAAACGUUUAUCAGGGAAAAAAAACUAAACUAAAUGAAAUCAAGACUGUGUACAGAUCCCUGCAAGUCAUGUGACUUUGAAAUAAAUGCUAAAAAGUGCUGAUGGAGAAUGCUUCCAAAGAUGCAGCGAGACAAAUGACUCACUAAGUUGGAGUUGGAAUAAUAAAAAAAACAUUAAUGACUUAUUUUAGUGCUUAAAAACAUCAUGAAAAACGGUCCACUUCCAUCCCCAUUGCUGUACAAACAUCUGCUUCUUUUGUUUUUUACUUCACGUUGACCAUUGCUAAGAGCUCGUUCAUAUUGUUUUUACUGACAAAUUAAUCUUUAUAUAGUAGAUUUUAUUAUUUGUGUUUUUUUUUCUUAUUUAAUGGAUCAGGGAUGUUUUCCACCAUGUCCUGCCACUGGAUAUGUCACAACACCAUCAGAUGAUUCCGAUAUUUAAAAAGAAAAACAUGCGAGACUAACAAAAAUCUUUGUAUUUCUUUAGUUCUCAAUCUAUUGCAAUUUGUCUCUGUUAAAGUAUAGAAAUUAAACUAUACAUAGACUUUG
Molecule: messenger RNA, 2940 nt
Organism: Nerophis ophidion (straightnose pipefish)
Lineage: Eukaryota; Metazoa; Chordata; Actinopteri; Syngnathiformes; Syngnathidae
Gene: ppp1caa
Product: protein phosphatase 1, catalytic subunit, alpha isozyme a
Exons: 8
Coding region: 246-1244 (332 amino acids)
Cellular component (GO): cytoplasm; nucleus
Molecular function (GO): protein serine/threonine phosphatase activity
Source: RefSeq, a predicted model, not a curated record